CCUACGCUUCCUCCCAUGACUCCUGAGUAUAUUCCCUUCAGCGAAGUGGACCAGAUCCUAGCCAUCAUGGGCGUAUUUUGCGGAUUUGCAUUUGUAGCUGUCCUCUUGCGCAUCUACGUCCGGGCGGUCAUGCUGAGAGUCUUUGGGGUAGAUGACUACAUUAUGGUCAUUGCAAUGGUAUUCCUGGGACUCGCAACGUUUGGUCACUUCCUCGCCGAAACGCACUAUGGCUUCGGAAAGCAUUUCAUGGUGAUGCUCACGACACCGGGGAUGUACACGACAUUCGCUGAGCUUCUAUUCUUCCACUCCAUUAUUGUCAUGGUAGCUGUUACAAGCGUCAAAAUUAGCAUUGCGCUCUUGAUCGGUAUUAUUAGUAGUGCUAUUCGCGACCGCAUGCAGCAUGACCUCAUCUUCCAAUGCAUACCAGUACAAUCAGCCUGGGACACGACUUUACGACCACCGCCCGUGGACGUCGGCACGGCCAAGUGCUACAGCAAGACCAUCUUCCGCAACAUCGCCAUCAACAUCGCAAACGACAUCCUCUUCGCCACCCUCCCCAUCCUCCUCGUCCGGUCCCUAAAACUCAACACGCGCACCAAAACCUCCCUCAUCCUCACCCUCUCCCUCGGCUUCUUCGCGUCGGCCGUCGCCAUCGUCAAGGCCGUCCAGCAGUACAACGUCCUCGCCGACAUGGACUGUACCAUGAACGAUUCCUUCAACGUCUGGAAGUUACAUCGGACUCUGGGCUGGUAUCGUCGCCGCCACGCUCCCGAGCCUGAAACCACUCUUCCGCUGGUUGCUGGAUACCGCACGCGCGCUGACGACGGCGGGGAGCUGGAAUGGGGGGCUGAAUUAUGGGAGCGGGAGUAAGAUGGGGCUGGGGUAUUUUAGGGCUGGGGAGGGGCCGGG
This is a messenger RNA of Mytilinidion resinicola, 909 nucleotides long. RefSeq lists its product as uncharacterized. Lineage: Eukaryota; Fungi; Ascomycota; Dothideomycetes; Mytilinidiales; Mytilinidiaceae. Bases 16 to 870 code for a protein of 284 amino acids. The transcript is spliced from 4 exons. The record is from RefSeq and is a predicted model, not a curated record.